AUGUCUAACCUUAAUGACGAAGGGUUUGUUAAUUUAGAUGAUGAGAAUGAAAUGAAUGUUUCAAAUAAAAAUGCAUCAGAUGAAGAAAGUAGUGGAAGUGAUGUCGGUUUUGGUAAUGAGGAAGAUGAUGUGCAUAUUGAUAGUAAUGAUAAUGAAUACAAAAGUUUAAUGGAUUUGACUGUAGACGACAUAUUGGGUUUGAAAUUUGGUAGUGAACAUGAUGCAUAUAAAUUUUACUUUGCAUAUGGUAAAUUUCAUGGUUUUGGGAUUAGGAAGGAUGACAUUGGUCAUGAUGCAAAUGGAAAAAUAGUAAUGCGUCAAUUUUUAUGCAAUAAAGGGGGCUUAAGAGACAAAAAACAUCUUAUGAGAGAUGAUAGAAAAAAGGGGCAUAGGCCUCUUAGUCGUACUAAUUGUAAAGCAAAACUUCGUGUACGGGUUGAUCCAAAGACAAGUAAAUGGAAAGUUGUGUCAUUUGAGGAAGGUCACAACCAUGAGAUGUGCCACUCAAAUUAUGUGCCAUUCAUUAGGACUUAUCGUGGAUUGUCAAGUACUGAUAAGGGUCAAGUUAAUUGUUUGCAUGAACAUGGGGUUAGAGCAUGCCAUAUAAUGGGAUACAUGAUGGACCAAAAGGGAGGUCAUUUAGGCAUUGGGUUUAAUAAGAAAGACCUUUUUAACCACAUUGAGCGAUAUAGACAUUCUAAAAUCCAAGAUGGGGAUGUUUUGGCUGCCUUAAGUUAUCUUCAAGGCAAGGCUGAUAAUGAUCCAAUGUUUUAUGCUAAAUAUAUGUUAGGAGACAAUGGAAAAAUGGAACAUUUGUUUUGGGCUGAUGGUACUAGUAGGUGUGACUAUCAAUGUUUUGGCGAUGUUGUUGCAUUUGAUAGUACCUAUAAGAAGAACAAAUACAACAAGCCUUUGGUAAUAUUUUCUGGAAAAAAUCAUCAUGGGCAAACUGUUAUUUUUGGUGCUAGUUUGAUUUCUGAUGAAACCACCGAUACUUAUAAGUGGGUGUUAGAAGCUUUUUUGGAAGCUAUGUCUCUUCAGCAGCCUAAGGGGGUAGUGACAGAUGGUGAUGGGGCUAUGAGGGAGGCAAUUAGGCAAGUAUUUCCUAUGGCAACACAUAGACUUUGUGCAUGGCAUCUACAAAAGAAUGCUUGUCAGAAUGUGAAGAAUUGCAAAUUUUUAGCUGAUUUUAAAAAGGCAAUGUAUGGUAAGUUUACCCCUGAAAAGUUUGAAACAUUUUGGAAGGAAAUGGUUAGCAAAAACCAGGUUGAAGGAAAUAACUGGAUUUUGCAAAUGUAUGAAAAAAGGUGUAUGUGGGCAAAUGCUUAUCUACGAGAUAAAUUUUUUGCUG
Messenger RNA from Cajanus cajan (pigeon pea), 1351 nucleotides. NCBI's taxonomy places the organism in Eukaryota, Viridiplantae, Streptophyta, Magnoliopsida, Fabales, Fabaceae. The record is from RefSeq and is a predicted model, not a curated record.